Molecule: messenger RNA, 1001 nt
Organism: Trichoplusia ni (cabbage looper)
Lineage: Eukaryota; Metazoa; Arthropoda; Insecta; Lepidoptera; Noctuidae
Exons: 5
Coding region: 139-861 (240 amino acids)
Source: RefSeq, a predicted model, not a curated record
AUUUACCAUAGCUACGAUACCCGUCAAUAGAUAGUGUAAAAUUUAUAGUGUCCUAUUGUGGUAUUUGUAAGGAAGAGAGCAUUUAUUUAUUUUUCGGAAGUCCCGGUAGCCGGGACUUCCCGAGGCCAUCUGUCGACCAUGGAAAAACCUGCUCGCUAUAAAGCGAAAAACAAGAAACCUGCUGCUAAAGCAAAGACUGCUAAGAAACGAAAAAGCGAUGGUCCAACAUGUUCUAUGUUUCUAGCAGAAUUAACCAGGAAGCUUGCGCUCAAGAAGAAGCAAGAAGAAGAACAGCCUAGGAAUAUUGUCCAAACGAUCAUAGACAGUAUCACAAAUGCCUUACCCGUCAAACUAUCAAAGCGAUCCCCUCCAAAAUGUCCAUCCCCCAUGAAAAUUGAAACAUUACAGACCAUGGCUCCGGAACUCAUACCAAACGAGACGUUCAAAGUCGCCCCGACAUCGUCCAGUUUGAUCGAAGAUAUUCAAAUGGAAGAAAUAGAUCUAUUACCCAAAGUAGCAUCGUUCAAAAUGCCAAAAAUGCCCUUAGUCAGCAGUGAGGUUAUGAAAAUGGCAAAUGUAGAAAAGAAAAAGAAAAUCCCAAUGCAAGACCAAGCAGUGAACACAGGAACCGAACAUGAUGUCGCCAGCGAGAUAGCUAAGCAUGUCGGCACGUUAAGGAAAAUAUCGUUAAUAGCUGAGGAAUUCAACCAGAAAACUGCUAAAAACUUAAAAGAAAUAGUGGAUAGCGUUCAAGAGGAUCUUAUUAAGAAAUUAGAAGAAAUACAAGCGGAGCAGAAGACUAAUACAGAUAGAAGUACGCCCGUCGAGAGUGUCGAGGGGGAUAUCGAAUUCCUUUUAUAAGCAAGAAGUUUAGAAACAAUUUAGAAGAAAACAUUCUGACUUUUCGAUGACAUGCCAAAUUCACUGUGUCAAAAUGAAAUCCAAUAAUUUUUAGAUAUCCAUAAAAUUUAUUGUAAAAAUUCAAAUAAACAUAAACAAUA